CAGCUGCCACCGACAAUUACACAACUUCUAGAAAAGUCGGAAACCACAGCGCAUUCUGUGGGAGUGAAUCAGAGUGUCAACAUCGCAGGGAGGUAUAAAUACGUAGAAGGGGACGGUGCUUCUGCCUUCGCCUGGCUGCAGUGAGGACUGGCGGGGAGGUAGUCUCGUCUCUUGACUUCUGGCACGAUGAAGCAUUUGUGGUCCCUUCUGGGCGUGUUCCUGCUCUAUUACUCCUCAGAGUGUCUACUUCCCCCAUCCCAAGAGGACUUGAAACAAAUUUCCCUUUUAGGGGAGAAAUACCUUGACAAGGAGAUUGCAGAUGCCAUCAAUGGGGUGAAAGAGAUGAAGACAGUGAUGGAGAGGUCUGACGAGGACCACAAGAACUUUGUAGAUGCUCUGGAGGAGACCAAGAAGCAGAAGGAGGAUGCUCUGAAGGCAGCUAAGGAGAUGGAGACCAAGCUGAAUGCAGAGCAGGAGGUGUGCAAUGAAACCAUGCAAGCACUAUGGGAAGAGUGCAAGCCCUGUCUGAAGAGGACCUGCAUCAAGUACUACUCCAGGACCUGCAGCUCUGGCUCUGGGCUGGUUGGUCGCCAGCUGGAGGAGGUACUGAACAGGAGCUCCCCUUUUUCAAUCUGGAUCAAUGGGGAGAAUGUCGACUUCCUGGAGAAGGAGAACGAGGAGCAAAACCAGAGGUUCCUGGAUCUGGAGGGCCAAUACUCAGAGGUGGGCGACACCGUUGACAGCAUUUUCCUGGACAGCAUGAAGGUGUUCGACCACAUGCACUCUUUUCACCGGCCUCUGUUCUCCAACCCCUUCAUGAUGCCUGAUAUUUUUGGACGCCGUUCCCGAGUGUAUCGCUCGCCGGAGCUCAGUUCUCAGUUCCACGGAUUCCAGAGUAUGUUCCAGCACAUGAUGGACAUGACCCACAACCUCUUUGGCUCACUGGGCCCCUACAUGGGCACAGGCACCGACGUCGACACGGACCCAUCUAAAGAUGGAAGCGUGAAUGAGGACGUUGUGAUUACGAAGCCGUUCGGGAAAGAUCAUAUGACCUGCAGGGAAAUCCGUCGCAAUUCUGCCGGCUGCAUCAAACUGCGAGAGGAGUGUGAAAAAUGCAAAGCCAUCCAGUCCAUCGACUGCUCAGGAACAAAGCCUUUGGACGGCCCGCUGAAGCAAGAACUCGAGGAGGCGCUGGCCAUGGCCGAAAGGUUCACUCAGGAAUACGACAAGCUCAUCAGAAAGUUCGAGGAGAAGAUGUUCAACACGUCCAGCUUGCUGGACAUGCUGAACAAACAGUUUGGCUGGGUAUCUGCCCUAGCUGACAAGACCAAGGACAAAGAUGGAAUCUUCCAGAUUGAGACUGUAAUGUCGAGGACCACAGAAGACGCUAAAAGUCCUGGAGACACAUCCGUGUCGGUCAAGCUGUUUGAUGGCUCACCCAUGACCUUCACGGUGCCCGGAGACAUUCCCUGGAGUGACCCCAAAUUCUCGGAAGUCGUGGCACAGGAAGCCCUGGACCGCUACAAACAGAACACUGUAACUGUGAAGUAAACCUCUGGACGUGAUCUACAUGCUUCACCUUCAGCAGAUUGUCACAAGUCAGCUCAUCACCGUAACUUCUGCCCUGCCACGAAACAGCACUCCCAAAUGAACCUGGGGGGUUAGAAGGCUCUGUUCAGCUAGCUGCUAGCACCUUAGACACAUUUCCAGAAGAUUUAGCUUAGACCCUGAAAUCCUUGUGGAGAUUAUUUAGAAAUUAAUACUAGAACAAAGAAUUUAUUUCAAUGGUCUCAACUACUGCUCCAGCUCUGCUAUCACACUGUCGUCAUACUGCUUUUCUUUGCAAAUAUGCCCUAUUGUAUUGCAAGAAAACCACCAUCUUGGGCUGGAUAGGUCAUCUUUGAGGUAUUAAUAAUUUUGUAUGUUUCCUACAUCCGUAUCGUACAAGCAUUAAUAAAGCAAGCAGUAUUCUGGAAAA
Brienomyrus brachyistius is the source of this 1978-nucleotide messenger RNA. It is a transcript of the gene clu, whose product is annotated as clusterin. NCBI's taxonomy places the organism in Eukaryota, Metazoa, Chordata, Actinopteri, Osteoglossiformes, Mormyridae. The record is from RefSeq and is a predicted model, not a curated record. The transcript is spliced from 9 exons. The coding region runs from base 187 to 1551 and encodes 454 amino acids.